Messenger RNA from Tripterygium wilfordii, 1066 nucleotides. Its product is annotated as sm-like protein LSM3B. Gene Ontology annotation, molecular function: RNA binding. The coding region runs from base 60 to 353 and encodes 97 amino acids. NCBI's taxonomy places the organism in Eukaryota, Viridiplantae, Streptophyta, Magnoliopsida, Celastrales, Celastraceae. The transcript is spliced from 3 exons. The record is from RefSeq and is a predicted model, not a curated record. Gene Ontology annotation, biological process: P-body assembly; mRNA splicing, via spliceosome. Gene Ontology annotation, cellular component: U4/U6 x U5 tri-snRNP complex; catalytic step 2 spliceosome; precatalytic spliceosome.
CUACAUGAAGAGCGAGAGGGAGCACCAACUGCUAGAGAGAAGGAGAAGAAGAGGAGGGAAUGGCGAGCGAAGAAGAGAGUGCUGUGAAGGAGCCGUUGGAUCUGAUAAGACUGAGUCUCGACGAACGCAUUUACGUCAAGCUACGCUCCGACCGUGAGCUUCGUGGGAAACUCCAUGCUUAUGAUCAGCAUUUAAAUAUGAUUCUUGGGGAUGUUGAAGAAAUUGUCACUACAGUUGAAAUCGACGAUGAAACUUAUGAAGAGAUUGUCCGGACAACAAAGCGAACAGUUCCAUUUCUCUUUGUCAGAGGAGAUGGAGUUAUAUUGGUUUCUCCCCCCUUGAGGACAGCUUAACAGUUGUGUCUACUCUUUUUUAGCAAUUGUGGACAUAAAACCUAAUGCACUUGAUGAAGCUUAAUGCAUUGAGUUUACUCUUUUUUAGUUUUUUGCACUGCCGCAUUGUUAGUUUAAUGAUGUGGAGACGACUGGCAUCUGGAACUUGAUGAAGAUUAUUUUUUGAUCUUCAAUUGUCUGCAUUUAUGAGUUAUGAUUUAUUAGGCUCUUGUAAGUCUUGCACCAGUAUAUCUGCUAUCAUUUUGGGUAAAAUGAUUUGAGGCCGACUGACUGCUUCUGUAGGGUUAUUGGUGUGUUUUUUGGGCUUUAUAAGCUCUUCAAAUGCUGACCGAACAGGGGCAUAGUUAUUGGAGGCAAGUAAGCAGAGGAGAAUCAAGCAAUGGAUGUCCAAGUACUAUAUACAUGCAAUUGAGAUUGUUUUCUUUGGCCCGAAUGGACCUAUAGCCUAAAGGAUGCUGUCCAUUUAGAUGGUACAGGGAUCAUAAUUUGUUGACAGGUCUGGAAAUGCAAUGUUUCCUCACCAAAAAUGAAGGCCGCGCGCGUGAUUAGCGGUUUACGAAAGAUGUAAAUAUGCUUAUCAAAAACAUGACAUUUAAAGGUUAAAUACAUUUCUCCUAUUAGGCUUUUGGAUUGCCGAGUCUUUGUAUUGCGGCAUGGCAAACAGAAUGUAGUGUUGUAUUCCAUUAAUUUUUAUUCUUGUGCAUCGGGUUCCA